Molecule: messenger RNA, 1702 nt
Organism: Notolabrus celidotus (New Zealand spotty)
Lineage: Eukaryota; Metazoa; Chordata; Actinopteri; Labriformes; Labridae
Gene: rem2
Product: RAS (RAD and GEM)-like GTP binding 2
Exons: 5
Coding region: 325-1254 (309 amino acids)
Cellular component (GO): plasma membrane
Molecular function (GO): GTPase activity; calcium channel regulator activity; GTP binding
Source: RefSeq, a predicted model, not a curated record
GACACAGGUGUAGCCUCUUCUUCAUCCACCUUCAAUCCCACUUACACCAUCACUGCCUGCUCUCUCAAUCUUCCAUGCGCCUUCACCUCCCAUUUCCUUGUCACCAGAGGAGGUUUUUACGCGCCGCCGUGGGGGAGAACAACACCAUGUUAAUAGACACAAUGUGGUGCGUCUCUUUUGUGCGCCGUCCGUUACGGCCGUUUUGAGUGUGAUGCCCGGCACGCGGUCUGCAGCAGCACCCAGUACACAUGUCUUGAGCCCGGCGGAGGUGGUUUCAACUAUAACAGCACUUGAUCCAUAAAAAAAGAAGACUUCUUGAUAACCAUGGCUGACCAGUACAGUAUGUUUCUCACCACGGCACCCCCCCUCCGACGUGGCAGCACACCCCUCCCCGUCAAACACCAGCUGAGAAGGGAAGAAGCCGUGUCAGAUGACUGCGAUUGGAUCCCGGGAUUGGAUGAACCUGCCACGUUGCCUAUCAGUGACACAGGGUUGCCUCGAGACGAGUCCUUCAGCCAAUCAGCCGCAGCACAGUCUUCUUACCACAGCCAUGGCGGGGCGUUAAGGAUAGUGCUACUGGGACAGACUGGCGUGGGGAAGUCGUCGCUCGCCUUAUCUCUGGCUGGGCAGUCAGACAGAUCCCUCUCUAUAGACUCUGAGACACAAGCAUGUGGUGAAGGCUACGAGUGCAGCGUGACAGUCGACGACGAGGACAGCAAACUCAUAAUUUACGACAACUGGAAACAAGACCUGUCCGCUCUACAGUGUGACGUGUGUAUCCUCGUCUUCUCAGUGACCGACAGGCGAAGUUUCCACCGCACCGCCCAGCUCCGCCUCCUCCUCAGGGAGGCCCAGCCACAAACACCAAUCAUCCUGGUGGGCAACAAGAGUGACCUAGUCCGUUCCCGUGAAAUCAGCGCAGAGGAGGCCCAGUCCAGCGCCAUGAUGUUCGACUGCGUCUACUUGGAGCUCUCCGCCUCCCUCGACCAUGGAACUAACGAGCUGUUGGAGGCUGCAGUUCGGACUGCAAGGGGCGAGUGCGUGGGACCCGGUUGGACUGAUGGUGACCCCGGAGCAGCCCGCAGAGAGAGCCUGACCAGCCGUGCAAAAAGGUUUCUGGCUGGGCUGGUGCCACGUUCGUACGGUCGAGACCGGGAUCGAGAUCGGGGCCGCUAUCGGGAGAUGAGCCGCCACCGAGGAAGCAAGAUCCUCCGCCAGAAGUCCCGCUCCUGCCACGACCUCAGUGCACUGUGACCCAUAUGAAUACACAUGGGCGGAGAGACAAACUCCUACACAUGCACACACACACCAAACUGAAGGAUAGAGGAAGUGUGAAAGAUGGAGCAGCAGGAGAGGGAGAAGUAACAGACAGUGGACUGGAGAAGAUGAUAAAAAUGUGGGGACAAUAAAGAGAUGGUGAAAAAUUUCAGCAAAGGUGGAUAAAGGUCAAAGGAGGAGAAAGGGGAGAGAAAGAAGUUGAAUCCACCACAACGGCGAGCCUUUAUCUUCCUCCCAUCACUGAAACCAAUUUGGGAGAGACGGAGGACAGGUUUGAAAGAACAGAGACACAGAUAAAGACGUGAGCUGCUUGGGUUAAGCUGUGAGGACUGAUUUCCUGAUCAGAGCAGCAGAGAGAAAAUUAAUUAGUUUCAAACAGCAGCUAUUUUCCAAUGGGGACAUGCUCAGGUGAGAAGAUGAAAUG